Molecule: messenger RNA, 3811 nt
Organism: Nannospalax galili (Upper Galilee mountains blind mole rat)
Lineage: Eukaryota; Metazoa; Chordata; Mammalia; Rodentia; Spalacidae
Product: lysosomal Pro-X carboxypeptidase-like
Exons: 9
Coding region: 2151-3647 (498 amino acids)
Biological process (GO): regulation of blood vessel endothelial cell migration; angiogenesis involved in wound healing; proteolysis
Molecular function (GO): dipeptidyl-peptidase activity; serine-type exopeptidase activity
Source: RefSeq, a predicted model, not a curated record
CAAACCCAAAACAAAGUAAGAGGAAAAUAGAACAGGAGAGUCCAGAGUUCAUUCAGUGGGAGACUCAGCCCCAACUGGGCAGUACUCUAAUACCAGAGUGGAGUGAAUGCAACUACAGAGGAUUGGAACUGUAGCAUAAGACAAAGAGAGGGCCUCAGAUUUUGCAUUCUACCAUCAGUGCAAGAUAAUUUACAGGUAUGGGAAAGAGUGAAAGUGAGAGAGGGAGACAGAAGAGAAAGACUCCAUGGUAGCCAUAUGCGACAGCAGAGGGAGAGGUGAAGAUCAAAGGCAAAACAAUAGAGAUUCAAAACACACAGCAAACACUGGGCUCAUCACAGAUUUGUAGUCUAACCAUAUAGAAAUUGUGGGGUCCAUAUACUGUAUAGGAUGGUAUAUGGAUUUUCUGGGAAAAUCUGCUCUUUUCAACAUUUGGAGCAGAUGCAAGAGGCUAUUUUAAAAUGAUCACUACUGUGCCAAAAGGCAGCUCUAGAGGCUAAGGGCAUUGCAUCAUCUACUCUGGGACCCUAGUGCAAGUGACAUGGGAUUGUUCUCUAAGUCUUAGCAUGCAGAAUGCCUCAAGCCAGAGAGGAAAAACUGAGACAGAAUCACAAAGUAUUCUAUGUUGUGGAUAUGUGGUCUGAGCCACGGAUCGGAAUGAGACUCACUAGCUCCCUGGAAGGGGGAUGAGCAAGUCUGGGGCUGGAGAGACGGGUCAGCAGUUAAGAGCUCUUGCUGCUCUUGCAGAGGGCCUGGGUUUGGUUCCCAGCAGAUAGUUCAACUGAAAGAAUAUGGAUGAUCAAAAGAAAUCCAGCCAAUAACCUUAUCUCAGAUGCAGAAAUUCCAUUGCAGAAUCACAAAAAACAUGAAAAGUCAAGGUAACAUGAGUCUUUGAAAAAUUACCAAGUCCACAGUAAUGGAUACCAAUGAGAAUGACUCAGCUGAAAUCAUGGACAAUAAUUCAAGAAUGAUUAUUAGAACAAAGGGUAACAAAAUUAGAGAAUACAAACUUCUGAAUGAAUCUAGAGACCACAAACAGGUGAAUAAAAUAAGGAAGUUCAAAAAAAUUCUACAGAAUAUUCCACCCUAGCCUUACAGGCAGAAUACACAUUCUUCUCAGCAGCCCAUGGAAUUUUCUUUAAAAUAAACCACAUAUUAGGACACAAAGCAAGUCUUAACAAAUACAAAGAGAUUGAAAUAAUUUCCUGUAGUCUAUCUGGCCACAAUGGAAUAAAAACUAGAAAUUAAUAGCAAGAUAAACUACAGAAAAUGCAGAUACAGAGAUUGAAGAAUACAGUAUUGAUUAAAUGAUCUAUGGUUCCUCAAAGAAAAUAGGAGGGAAAUUUAAAAAUUCCUGGAGUUCAGUAAAAAUGAAAGUAACAUACUUAGAAUUGUGAAAAUGGUUCUAAGAGAGAAGUUUAUACAGUUGAAAAAAUCAGAAAAAUAAAGACAGUGGUGAUGACACACACCUUUGAUCCCGGCUUUGGAGGCAGAGACAGGUCUUAAGAGAAGCAAUCAUAAUCGGGCUCCCAAAUCACUGAACGGAAAGAGUAGAAAAUACUGAAAUGGAAGUGAAACACAGCCAGGAGGUGGACCCAGGGCUCCCCAGGCCUUGCUGAGACUUCCCGAGAGAUCCAGCGCCAAGUCCCCACACUUCUCGGAGUCUAUUUCCUCAUCUAUGAAUAGAUAUGACAGUCAUAGAUAGUGCUCAGAGUUGCUGUGGUGGUUAAGAAGAGGUGAUGUGUGCGCCAUUGUGCCUGGGAUAGAUUGCUAAUACAUUAUGGUGGACUCUUUUAUUAGUGCCAUCAUGUAGGAUUCGUCAUUGUGUGGCAGAGCAGCAGUGCGGUGAGGUUGAGGUGGCUGGAGCAGCUGGGCGGUGACAAUAAAGGCCUGGAGGAGCAGCUGGUUUAAGGCCCCCAUAGACAAAGAUGGGGCAAGGUCUUGGCGGGAUAAAGGCCCACGUGGAGUCGGAUGGAAGAUGGAUCCUUCGAAGGGGAUGCGGGGGUGGAGGCGGUACAAAUCGAGUCCGAGGGCCCUGGCUCUGAGUUUCCCCGGGAGGAGCCGGUCUGCAGCUGGGGAGCUGCCAGCUGGGCGGGCACGCGCUUCUGCCGGUGGCUCUCGUCCUGCCACCUGCUGGGCGGCCAGCUAGAGCCAUGGGCGGCCUAGUGCUCCUGCUCCUGCUCCUGCCUUUCCUGGAACCCCGGGCAGCCCCAACCUUUGGUCCAGCCCUAAGGGCCCUCUCCAGCGAAACCUUGGGUAUCUCCGAAACCCGAAGUGCUGAAACCAGUAACUACUCAAUUUAUUACUUCGACCAGAAGGUUGAUCAUUUUGGAUUUUUUAAUACAAAAACUUUUAAGCAGCGGUACCUAGUAUCUGAUACAUACUGGAAGGCAUUUGAUGGUGUAAUACUUUUCUACACUGGUAAUGAAGGGGACAUUAAUUGGUUUGCAAAUCAUACGGGGUUCAUGUGGGAUGUGGCUGAGAAGCUGAAAGCUAUGUUGGUGUUUGCUGAACAUCGUUACUAUGGGGUGUCGCUGCCCUUUGGUGAGGAGUCAUUCAAGGAUUCCAAGCACUUGAAUUUUCUGACAUCAGAACAAGCUCUGGCUGAUUAUGCAGAGUUAAUCAGACACUUGCAAAGGACAAUCCCAGGAGCUGACAGUCAACCUGUCAUCGCUGUAGGAGGCUCUUAUGGUGGUGUGCUUGCAGCCUGGUUCAGGAUGAAAUAUCCUCACCUGGUAGUUGGAGCCCUUGCAGCUUCUGCCCCCAUCUGGCAGUUUGAGGAUUUGGUUCCCUGUGGUGUGUUCAUGAAGAUUGUAACUGAUGAUUUUAAGAAUAGUGGUACAAAAUGUUCACAGAGUAUCCUCAGGUCCUGGGGUGCCAUUAACCGAAUCUCAAAUACAGGCACUGGUCUAGCAUGGCUUACUAAAACCUUCCACAUAUGUCACUCCCUAAGUUCUGAGGAAGUACAACGUUUGAAAGACUGGAUCUCUGAAACCUGGGUGAACCUGGCCUUGGUGAACUACCCUUAUCCAACUAACUUUUUAAAGCCUUUGCCUGCUUGGCCUAUCAAGGUAGUGUGCGAGUAUUUGAUAAAUCCUCAUUUGUCUGAUUCACUGCUCUUGCAGAGUAUUUACCAAGCUGUGAAUAUAUAUUAUAAUUAUUCAGGCCAGAUGAGAUGCAACAAUAUUUUUGAAACGGCAAUUGCCAGUUUGGGAUCCCAGGUUUGGGGCUAUCAGACCUGCACAGAAAUAAUCUUGCCUUUUUGUACUAAUGGCAUUGAUGACAUGUUUGAACCCCGUGAUUGGAACUUAGACAACUUUUCUGAUGACUGUUUUAAACAGUGGGGUGUGAGACCACAGCCUUCCUGGAUCACUACCAUAUAUGGAGGCAAAAAUAUCCAUACACACUCGAACAUUAUUUUCAGCAAUGGUGAGCUAGACCCAUGGUCAGGAGGUGGAGUUACUGAAGAUCUCUCGGAUUCCCUGGUGGCUGUUAACAUCCCAGAGGGGGCCCACCAUUUAGAUCUGCGAGCCAGCACUUCCAUGGACCCACCAUCCCUUCAGUUAGCCCGCUCAGUGGAAGUUAGAUACAUGAAGCAGUGGAUCACAGAUUUCUAUAACAAUGCCAGAAAGAAACCCUUAGCAACUUAAAAAACAAAAAAAACCCACUUUACUUUCUCCUUUUAUGUUCCAUACCCUCACUUUGAUUUUUUAAAAUAUGUAAUUACUUUCUCCCAUUUGUCAUUAGAUUUGUUGGGCCAAGGCUGAUACGGAAGAGAGUGAUGGGGUGAGCACUGCCGUCCCACCCAGGUCAC